Penicillium brevicompactum is the source of this 1464-nucleotide messenger RNA. RefSeq names its product glycoside hydrolase family 30 protein. The coding region runs from base 1 to 1464 and encodes 487 amino acids. The record is from RefSeq and is a predicted model, not a curated record. Lineage: Eukaryota; Fungi; Ascomycota; Eurotiomycetes; Eurotiales; Aspergillaceae. The transcript has 2 exons. Gene Ontology annotation, molecular function: glucosylceramidase activity. Gene Ontology annotation, biological process: glucosylceramide catabolic process.
AUGAUCACAUCCUCCCUCCCCAUUCUCCUACUCUCAGGCUUGGCAGCCGCCUUCCCCGAGAAGCGAGCAGCUUCUGCCUCAGCUUACUGCUCAAAUUCGGGUGGAAAUUACAAGCUUUCCCCUAUUGCCGCCCCAGUUCAAGGCAGUGGCAGUCCUGGUUCUGAGUCGACCUGGAAGUUGAGUGUCGAUGAUACAUCCAGCGGCCACAAGCAGACCAUCGUUGGUUUUGGAGCCGCGGUUACCGAUGCCACGGUCAGCUCUUUCAAUACCUUAUCCAGCUCCACUCUUCAGCAACUACUUAAUGAGCUGAUGACCGGUGCCGGGGCUGAUUUCGCUCUCAUGCGUCAUACGAUUGGCGCGUCCGAUCUGUCCGGUGACCCUUCUUACACUUACGAUGACAAUGGCGGCAAGGCCGAUACAUCCCUUUCUGGAUUCAACUUGGGCGACCGUGGAACGGCGAUGGCUACCAUGCUAGCGAAGAUGAAGUCACUUCAGUCCAGUCUGAAGACUUUGGGCUCGCCCUGGAGUGCUCCUGGGUGGAUGAAGUUGAAUGGGGUCAUCGAUGGUGCCACUAAUAACAAUAAUCUGAAUGACGGUUACUUGACAAGUGGGGGCACUGGUAGUACUGGGUAUGCCAGUGCUUUUGCACAGUACUUUGUGAAGUACAUUCAGGCUUACGCGAAGCUCGGCGCCCAUAUCGACGCUAUCACAAUUCAGAAUGAGCCUCUUAACAGUCAGGCUGGGUAUCCCACAAUGUACGUCUAUGACUAUGAGUCUGCACAGUUGAUUCAGAACUAUAUUGGCCCGGCUCUUGCGCAGGCUGGCUUGGAUACCAAGGUUUGGGCCUACGACCACAAUACCGAUGUGACUUCCUAUCCACAAAACGUCGUCAACGGAGCUAGCAAGUACGUCGACUCGGUCGCAUGGCACUGCUACGCAAGCAACGUGGACUGGACAGUGCUCACGGCAUUCCACCAAAGCAACCCAGGUAUCAAGCAAUACAUGACCGAAUGCUGGACCCCGGCAUCAGCAUCGUGGAACCAAGCUGCCGACUUCACCAUGGGGCCAUUGCAGAACUGGGCAUCAGGUGUCACAGCCUGGACACUCGGUACGGAUGACCAAGACGGUCCUCAUCUGUCGAGCGGCGGCUGUGCGAAUUGCCGUGGCCUGGUGACUAUUUCCAAUGGUGGAUACACAUUCAACCCAGCUUAUUACAUGAUGGCACAAUUCAGCAAGUUUAUGCCGCCGGGUGCUGUGGUUCUAAGUGGCAGCGGGAGCUACACAUAUUCUGAUGGGGGAGGUGUGCAGUCGGUCGCUUCCCUGAACCCCGAUGGGACGCGGACGGUCGUUAUUGAAAACACGUUCGGAAAUGACGUCUAUGUUACUGUCUCUACUAACAGUGGGCAGCAGUGGAGUGGCAAUGUUCCCACUCGGUCUGUGACCACCUGGGUGCUUCCUGCUUGA